This is a messenger RNA of Oxyura jamaicensis (ruddy duck), 708 nucleotides long. It is a transcript of the gene ENOPH1, whose product is annotated as enolase-phosphatase 1. The transcript has 6 exons. Gene Ontology annotation, molecular function: magnesium ion binding; acireductone synthase activity. The record is from RefSeq and is a predicted model, not a curated record. Bases 1 to 708 code for a protein of 235 amino acids. NCBI's taxonomy places the organism in Eukaryota, Metazoa, Chordata, Aves, Anseriformes, Anatidae.
AUGUGGGAGACCUUGUUCCCCUACGUCAGAGACAACGUCAGGGACUACCUGCGCGCCCACUGGGAGGAGGAGGAGUGCCAGCGGGACGUCGGCCUCCUGAGGAAGCAGGCCCAGGAGGACGCCGGGCUGGACGGAGCCGUGCCCAUCCCCUUGGAGAGCGGCAGCGGGGACGAGGAGCUGGAGCGGGUGAUCCAGGCUGUGGUGGACAACGUGCUCUGGCAGAUGGCUCUGGACAGAAAGACCACGGCGCUCAAACAGCUGCAGGGACACAUGUGGCGGGCAGCCUACACCACGGGGCACGUGAAAGGAGAGGUCUUCGAGGACGUGGUGCCAGCCAUCCGCAAGUGGAGGGAAGCCGGCAUGAAGGUCUACAUCUACUCCUCAGGCAGCGUUGAAGCCCAGAAGCUUCUGUUCGGAUACUCUACAGAAGGUGAUAUCCUAGAGCUCUUCGAUGGCCACUUUGAUACCAAAAUAGGCCCCAAGGUAGAAAGCGAGAGCUACAGGAGGAUCGCCGCGAGUAUAGGAUGCGCCACGAACAACAUCCUCUUCCUGACCGACGUCCCUCGAGAAGCGAACGCAGCCGAGGAAGCAGACGCUCACGUGGCUGUGGUGAUCAGACCUGGCAACGCAGGACUGACGGACGAUGAGAAAUCCUAUUACAGCCUCAUCUCAUCUUUCACUGAACUUUUCCUGCCUUCCUCCACUUAG